AAGGAAAGUAAAUAGUUCUGUAGGAAUAUAGAUAUGACAGGUCGCAAGUAACUUUCUCCUCAUUUUGUUGUUGUUCUCCCACGUGUUUGUCAUCGUCUGAACAUAACAAAUUAUGUGAAGUGGUGUAAUAACAAGGGCGUAAAGUGAACAUUGGUCGUUUCGGUACCUAAAGACUCGAUGACAAGUUUUUGUGAUUUGAGAAUUGACAGUGAUUUCUAUACAGAAGAUACUAUGUGAUUGGGAUGGUAGUUUCACACGGGGCAGGGCCCCCGGUCAGGGAGUCUCACACAGACGAUCAUAAUAGCAGACUAUACGAAUCUCAACACAGAAAGUCCAUCCAAGGGGUCAUACUGAACCUUCAGAGGUCAUACGAUGUUGACCUUGUACAGGCCUCACUUCGAAAGUUACAGGUUCUUGCCCAUAAACGUGAAGUUCACCAAUUUCUUGCAAAUAAAGAAGUCCACCAGUGUAUAAUGACUGCUGUCUCUCACCUUGACCUUCACAAAAACAUACAGAAGCUGGGGUGCGAAGUUCUAGCAGACCUGGUGGAAAGAAUAACAGAUCUCUGUGCUACCUUCUCUCAGUCUACUACACUAGGGCAACUCCUUGAGAUUUUACAUACAAACGCCUUCUCUGAUGCAGAGCUGCACCUAAGUAUCAUGAGGAUACUCGCCAGAUUACUAGACAGAGAAGAGAUCCGGAAUCAGUUGAUCAUGGAUGACGGGGUAACUGACAUGGCUGACAUUUUGUACAACACCAUAGUAACAUUCAAUGACAAUCGCUACAUCCUGGUACCCACCUUUACUGCCCUGCGACAUCUCCUAAGUGAAGAUAAUGAUCUACAGGAAAGUUUUAUGCAAGAAAAAUGGGAAUUGGUUAUGCAAUGUCUGACGACCUUCACCUCCAGCCCAGAGGUCACACAGGCAGUUUUGGAACUUUUAGGUGUCAUAGCAGCAAAUGAUCAACUGAUGGACAGCCUUGUAGCGGAAAAUAUCCAGGAACUGGUGGUGGACCGGUGUGCCAGUAUGAGGAGUUCUGGCAGCAUGGCUUCCACCUGUUGUAGUCUGUUGUGUAGGCUGUGUGCAUCUGAUUCUGUGAAGGAGUUUGUGACAGCAGAGAACUUCCUGAGGACGACCCUCGUCCCGCUAAUGUAUGAACAGAGGUCAAACGUAGCUGUCCAGCAUCAUGGUCUCAUCCUCCUCUGUCUACUGUUGAAAUACAACUUUUCUCAGAAUGAUGAACAAAAUUCCCUAGAUCUUGGUCCUCUGUAUGAUUGGUGUGACCUCGUCAACAUAGCCAUGUCCAAACACCUUGAUAACAUUGAUGUUCAGAUUUGUAGUUGUCGGGCUAUAUCAGCUCUGAUGGAGUACAGACCGGAGGCGCGUCGCUGGAUAGGGCUGGAUGUCGUGGACGGCCAGAAUCAAUUGCCGAUCCACACACUUUGUCUGGGUGCCAUUUUGAUGUUCCGUCAAAAAAGUGAGGUGUUUGUUGCCGCUUGUGAGGCCAUAUAUUGGCUAGCAGCUGACAAUGAGACCCUGAGUGGCCAGUUGAUGGAGAGGAACUGUCAUGUAGCUAUCAUUGACGGCCUCACUGUACACCUGAGUGAGCCAUGGGCUGUGGAGGCGGGCUGUAAGGCCAUCAGAGGACUCUGUAUCUUCCAUGAGGCAUACAAACAUGUUGUCAUUAGAGACGGCAUACAGGCUCUUAUCACCAAGGCGAUGAACAAGUUCCCCGAGAACCCUGAGAUACAGAUCGAGGUCAUCAGCAUGCUUGCUUGUCUGGGAGAUGUAGAUGUGGUACGAUAUCAGUGCUUUAUUGACGGGAUUCACUCUAAGAUCCUGACCAAUCUCGACUCGUUUAAGGACAAUGAGAUUUUACAGGAGGCCAGUCUGGAGUGUCUAAGUGUGUUGUCCACUGUAGUACGAUAUCAGUGCUUUAUUGACGGGAUUCACUCUAAGAUCCUGACCAAUCUCGACUCAUUUAAGGACAAUGAGAUUUUACAGGAGGCCAGUCUGGAGUGUAUCAGUGUGUUGUCCACUGUAGGUAGGUAUACUGAUGGUCUAAGGACAAUGAGAUUUUACAGGAGGCCAGUCUGGAGUGUCUAA
This is a messenger RNA of Mizuhopecten yessoensis (Yesso scallop), 2105 nucleotides long. RefSeq lists its product as uncharacterized. The coding region runs from base 243 to 2105 and encodes 620 amino acids. NCBI's taxonomy places the organism in Eukaryota, Metazoa, Mollusca, Bivalvia, Pectinida, Pectinidae. The transcript is spliced from 15 exons. The record is from RefSeq and is a predicted model, not a curated record.